AUGUCAAACACACAACCACAGUGUGCUUGCUCAGCCUUCUUUGAAACAGAAUUAAAUCUACUCGAGCAUUUGGAAGAAUAUCGUUCCCGCGAACAGCGCCUACAAGCCGAACUCGAGCGGUGUCGAGCCCAUUCGAGGCCCAAUGGUGAUGACUGUCGAGGGAAGGACGACAACGACCAAGGCGAGAGCGACGAUGACCAACAUAUUUAUGACAAAGAUGCCGGAAAUCCUAUGAGCACUAUAAGGAAGACUGGAGCUUCCAAAGGGCGUUUCUGUCCAUCCUGUGAACGUGCGAAGCCAUUUCCGAAAAUGCAGGGACUCCGGCGGCACUUCCAACAACGCAAGUGGUGUCCUCUCUGA
Penicillium arizonense is the source of this 360-nucleotide messenger RNA. RefSeq lists its product as uncharacterized. The coding region runs from base 1 to 360 and encodes 119 amino acids. NCBI's taxonomy places the organism in Eukaryota, Fungi, Ascomycota, Eurotiomycetes, Eurotiales, Aspergillaceae. The record is from RefSeq and is a predicted model, not a curated record. The transcript has 2 exons.